UGCCACACCAACACAUGGUGGCACGGCGGCACCAAGUCCCACGGCGGAGGGUAUCCCGACUGUCACACUCGGCUCUUUUUAUGUUGAUUCGAACGGGGCUGUGAACGCGCGAGCGUGUGUUCCGAAUGGUAUACAGCUGAGAGCCGCCUGCCCCGAGUACGUCGUGUCCGUGUGUCGUCGGUAGACCUGAGCUGAAGAUGGAAUUCACGCAGAGAGGCAUGUCGAUGGCGUCGCUAGCCCUGCUCGUACUCGCCACCUUCGUCGGCGUCAGCGAACAAGUUGCCGUCAUGAGCGUCGACCUCGGUAGCGAGUGGAUGAAGGUCGCUAUCGUCUCGCCGGGCGUUCCUAUGGAGAUAGCCUUGAAUAAGGAGUCGAAGAGGAAAACGCCGGUGACGAUAGCGUUCAGGGACGGCGAGAGAUCGUUCGGCGAGGACGCCCAGGUGAUCGGAGUGAGAUUCCCCCAGAACACCUUCUUCUACAUUCUAGACCUUCUAGGGAAGCCUAUAGACAAUCCGCUAGUGCAGCUCUACCGCGAGAGAUUCCCUUAUUACGACAUCGUCGCCGACGACGAGAGGAAAACCAUAGCGUUUAGAUUGAACGAGAACACAACGUACACGCCGGAGGAGCUGCUCGCGCAGAUAUUGCACAAGGGCAAGGAGAUGGCGGAGAUCGCCGCCCAUCAGAAGAUCAACGAGGCCGUGAUCACCGUGCCGGGAUUCUUCAAUCAGGCCGAGAGGAGAGCCCUGAUUCAAGCGGCCGAGCUCGCCGGGCUGAAGGUGCUGCAGCUCAUAAACGACUACAUGGCGGUCGCACUUAACUACGGCGUGUUCGGUAGGACUGAGAUAAACGACUCCGCGCAUUACAUCAUGUUCUACGACAUGGGAGCCAGCAGCACCACCGCGACGGUCGUCAGCUAUCAGAACAUGAAGAUGAAAGAGAGAGGCUACCUCGAGACCAACCCUCACGUCUCCGUGCUGGGCGUGGGGUACGAUCGCACGCUCGGCGGACUGGAGAUGCAGAUCAGACUGCAGCAUUACUUGGCGCGGGAGUUCGACGCCCUUAAAAAGACGCCGAACUCGGUGCUGAAGAGCCCGAGGGCGAUGGCGAAGCUCUUCAAGGAGGCCGGGCGCGUAAAAACGGUGCUCAGCGCCAACGCGGACCACUUUGCCCAGAUAGAGAGCUUAAUAGACGACAUCGACUUCAAGUUGCAAGUCACGCGGGAGAAGCUGGAGGAGAUAUGCGCCGAUUUGUUCAAGCGCGUGACGAAUCCUGUGAAGAUCGCACUGGAAACUUCGGGUUUGACAAUGGAUGUCAUAUCGCAUGUUGUGUUGGUAGGUGCGGGCACUCGCAUGCCGAAAGUACAAGAAACAUUGUCCCAAUACGUGAAGACGGAAUUAUCAAAAAAUGUAAAUACGGAUGAGGCAGCUGCUUUAGGGGCUGCGUACAAGGCGGCUGAUCUUGGCCAGGGCUUUAAAGUCAAGAAGUUCGUCACGAGGGACGCUUUGUUAUUCCCGAUUCAAAUCACCUUUGAUAGAACCGUUGACAACAAAGUUAGACAGGUGAAGAAGAUGCUGUUUAAUAAAAUGAAUAAUUUUCCACAAAAGAAGAUUAUUACAUUUAACAAGCACACGAACGACUUUGACUUUAAUGUAAAUUACGCAGAGUUGGAUUAUUUGCCCGAUAGUGAGGUAAUUUCCAUUGGUGACUUACAUAUAGCUACUGUGUCGCUGAGCGGCGUAGCCGAAGCUUUAGAAAAGCAUUCGAACGAAGGCGCCGAGAGUAAAGGAAUCAAAGUGCACUUUAAUAUAGACGAUAGCGGUGUAUUGAACUUAAUGACCGUAGAAUUAGUUUCCGAAAAAACGAGUACUGUCGUUGACGAAGAAGAGGGUACUUUCUCAAUACUUGGCUCAACUAUUAGUAAAUUCUUUGCAGGUUCUUCCUUAGAAAAAGAAACGGUGGAAAAGACGGAGGAACCGCCGAAAGAGGAUAUAAAGCCGGUGCAUGAAGAACCAGAGCUUCCGGAAUCGGCGAAAGAGACGGACGAGAAGGAGAAGAAGAAGAGCGAGACGAAAGCGAACGAGGAGAAGGCUGUAAAUAAGACCGAGAAGACGGACAAGGAGAAGAAAUCCACGAUCGUUCAGAUCAAGGAACCUAUCAGGUCAGAAGAGAUCAGAUUAGGAUCGCAGAUCUUGUCCGGUGACAAACUCGUGGAAUCUCGAGACAAGAUACAUCGUUUGGACGUGCACGAUUCGGAGAAAACGCGCCGCGAGACCGCGUUAAACAAUCUCGAGUCGUACGUGAUCGACGCGCAGCAAAAGUUCGACUCCGAGGAAUUCUCGAGCGCAGCCACCGAAAAGGAGAUCGAGAACAUUCAAAAGGCCUGUGCCGAAAUCUCCGAAUGGUUGUACGAGGACGGAUUCACCGCGACCGCGGAAGUGUACGAGGAGAAGUUGAUGGAAUUGCAAAAGUUAACUAACGACGUCUACGAGAGAGUCUUCGAGUACCGAGACCGACCGGAGGUCCUGAAUGGAAUGGUUUCGCUACUCAAAGGCAGCAGAUUGUUCUUUGAGAAUAUGCGUAACUUGAGUGUGACGAGCGACGUUAUUACGCCCGUUGAAGUCGAGACGUUAGAAAAAACGAUCAACGAGACACAGGAUUAUUACGAAAUGAUUUCGAAAUAUUUCGAAGAUGCGCCGUUAAACAUACCAGUAAGAUACAAAGUCCGCCAGAUCGCAAAUAAAAUGGAGUUGCUCGACAGAGAAAUUAAAUAUCUUGUGAACAAAGUAAAGAUAUGGAAGCCAAAACAGGAAGCCGCGGCGAAUCAGACGACGGACAGCAAGGCCGAGCGCACGAUAGAGGAAAAUGAAGAAUCCGUAGCCGAUGCGGAAGACAAGGCGGAAGAACAGCCGUCCGAUAAAUUGAAAGAGCAACUACAAGAACCAGUAACGGAGACGACGGAGGAUCCGGUACGUCUACCGGAGAGCGGGAAGCCGCAAUUACCUAACGAGGAAUUGGAGGAAGAAACGCAUCAAGAACUAUAAGAAAUAAUUUAUUUUAAAGUGUGAUUCUCUGUUAUCGAUCGACGAUGUCCGUCGAUUUAGGCAAUUUUUCUGUAGAUUUACUUUCGUCCGAUGCAUUUAAAAUCAAGGCGAGAAUUCUCUUGUACGUUGAACAAGUUGGUUCUGCGAGCGCGAAUACAAGCUGUUCCAAUUGAUUUAAUAAUAUGUGUUUAUAUGUGGGUAUGUUUUCGCCGUUCACGUUCAUUGCAAAAGAGUUAUUGCGAGAGUGCAGAUCGAAGAUUGUUCACGACAAUUAUAUUACACAAGUGCCAAGCAAUAGCGGAUCACGGACAAUUGAUUUUGUUUGAUAACGUGAAGCAGGCCAGUUUUGCGAGAGGCUUAUCUCGGGUCUUUGCAGCGUAAAUUUGUGACUUUACAUGUAAAAUGCUUCUGCUGCAAGUAUAUCUUUGAAUUAUGUAUUAUCACGCGUAUGAAAUUGCAGUAUAAAGCAUACUAUUGCUUGUAAAAACACGAAUGAUGAGGUACCGUACGUAAAGUGAUUUCGGUUCGUAAAAUAGUUCUUUCACAUCUUUUAGGGAAUGGAAUUUUUCGUGUGAUAACAGUCCUACGUUCUUGCGAGAUAAAUGUAUAUCAGUAGUCUUCGAAUGAAUUUAUCACGUUUUCCUACAUACAUUACAUUGAUUUGUAUCAUCUUUUUUAUAAAGGGAGAUUCAUAAAUCUUUCCAUUUUCUGUUAUUUAUAGUGAUACGAUAUAAAAAGAACAUGCGACACUUAAGAUAUUCUAAUGUAUAUUUCUUAAAGGAGUUAGAUAGAAUAUAUGGAAUAUUAAUUAUUUUGUAAAUAUAUAACUACAUAUUUGCACAAUGUGAAAUAGAUAAAAGUCGGGCCCCUCGAGAGAAUCGUAAGAUAUAAGAUUGCUUUUCUAGCUUCAUCGAUAUCUAGAUGAGUUCUCUCACGAACACAAUAUAUGAUUAUUCUACUGCCAGAUAGGCGUUCGAAUUUGAGAAAUUUUUAUCGUUCCAAUAAAAAUCAUUGUAAAUUUAAA
Messenger RNA from Vollenhovia emeryi, 4065 nucleotides. It is a transcript of the gene Grp170, whose product is annotated as hypoxia up-regulated protein 1. The record is from RefSeq and is a predicted model, not a curated record. Lineage: Eukaryota; Metazoa; Arthropoda; Insecta; Hymenoptera; Formicidae. Bases 198 to 3041 code for a protein of 947 amino acids. Gene Ontology annotation, molecular function: ATP-dependent protein folding chaperone; ATP binding. Gene Ontology annotation, cellular component: endoplasmic reticulum chaperone complex. The transcript is spliced from 9 exons. Gene Ontology annotation, biological process: endoplasmic reticulum unfolded protein response; negative regulation of hypoxia-induced intrinsic apoptotic signaling pathway; cellular response to hypoxia.